Messenger RNA from Panthera uncia (snow leopard), 3830 nucleotides. RefSeq names its product potassium voltage-gated channel subfamily H member 6 (gene KCNH6). Gene Ontology annotation, cellular component: membrane. The transcript is spliced from 14 exons. Gene Ontology annotation, biological process: regulation of ventricular cardiac muscle cell membrane repolarization; regulation of heart rate by cardiac conduction; membrane repolarization during action potential. Bases 294 to 3281 code for a protein of 995 amino acids. Lineage: Eukaryota; Metazoa; Chordata; Mammalia; Carnivora; Felidae. Gene Ontology annotation, molecular function: inward rectifier potassium channel activity. The record is from RefSeq and is a predicted model, not a curated record.
GAGGUUGCCCCCGCCCCGCGAACUCCGCCCCGCCGCCGCGCUACUUCUUUCAGCACCGCGGCGCGGACAGCUCCGGGGCGGGAGCAGAGGGAGUGAGGUACGGCCGCGGUCGGUCAGGGAGGGCUGUGCAGGGCAGGGGAGGGUAGACGCAGGCGGGCAGGCAGGGCACGGAGCCCCGCGACCCUCCCCGGAGGAGGCACCCACCCGGAACCGGACGCCGCUGAGCCCGAAGACAGACGGAGACGCAGGGAGCCGGGGCACUGGUGGCUCCGGGGAGAGGCCGCGGCCAAAAGAUGCCUGUCCGCAGGGGCCACGUCGCUCCCCAAAACACGUACCUGGACACCAUCAUCCGCAAGUUCGAGGGCCAGAGUCGGAAGUUCCUGAUCGCCAAUGCUCAGAUGGAGAACUGUGCCAUCAUUUACUGCAACGACGGCUUCUGUGAACUCUUCGGCUACUCCCGAGUGGAGGUGAUGCAGCGACCGUGCACCUGCGACUUCCUCACAGGCCCCAAUACCCCACGCAGUGCCAUGUCCCGUCUAGCGCAAGCCCUACUGGGGACAGAGGAGUGCAAGGUGGACAUCCUCUACUACCGCAAAGAUGCCUCCAGCUUCCGAUGCCUGGUGGACGUGGUACCUGUGAAGAACGAGGAUGGAGCCGUUAUCAUGUUCAUCCUCAACUUCGAGGAUCUGGCCCAGCUCCUGGCCAAAAGCGAGCGCCGCAGCCUGUCCCAGUGCCUGCUGUCCCAGAGCUUCCUGGGCUCCGAGGGCUCUCAUGGCAGGCCAGGUGCACAGGGUCCUGGCACGGGCAGGGUCAAGUACAGGACCAUCAGCCAGAUCCCGCAGUUCACGCUCAACUUUGUGGAGUUCAACCUGGAGAAGCACCGCUCGGGCUCCACGACAGAGAUUGAGAUCAUCGCACCACACAAGGUGGUGGAGCGGACCCAGAACGUCACCGAGAAGGUCACCCAGGUUCUGUCCCUGGGCGCGGACGUGCUGCCGGAGUACAAGCUGCAGGCGCCACGCAUCCACCGCGGGACCCUCCUGCACUAUAGCCCCUUCAAGGCCGUGUGGGACUGGCUCAUCCUGCUGCUGGUCAUCUACACAGCCAUCUUCACGCCCUACUCGGCCGCUUUCCUGCUCAGCGACCAGGAUGAAUCUCAACGCAUGGACUGCGGCUACACCUGCAGUCCACUCACUGUGGUGGACCUCAUCGUAGACAUCAUGUUCGUUGUGGACAUCGUCAUCAACUUCCGCACCACCUAUGUCAACACCAAUGACGAGGUGGUCAGCCACCCUCGCCGCAUUGCCAUCCACUACUUCAAGGGCUGGUUCCUCAUUGACAUGGUGGCUGCCAUCCCAUUUGACCUUCUCAUCUUCCGCACCGGCUCUGAUGAGACCACAACCCUGAUCGGGCUGCUGAAAACGGCGAGGUUGCUGCGGCUGGUGCGUGUGGCACGGAAGCUGGACCGCUACUCUGAGUAUGGAGCGGCCGUGCUUUUCCUGCUCAUGUGCACCUUUGCACUCAUUGCACACUGGCUGGCCUGCAUCUGGUAUGCCAUCGGCAACGUGGAGCGGCCCUACCUGGAGCCCAAGAUCGGCUGGCUGGACAGCCUGGGCGCCCAGCUUGGCAAGCGCUACAAUGGCAGCGACCCAGCCUCUGGCCCCUCAGUGCAGGACAAGUAUGUCACGGCCCUGUACUUCACCUUCAGCAGCCUUACCAGCGUGGGCUUCGGCAAUGUCUCCCCCAACACCAACUCUGAGAAGGUCUUCUCUAUCUGCGUCAUGCUCAUCGGCUCCCUCAUGUACGCCAGCAUCUUUGGCAACGUGUCUGCCAUCAUCCAGCGUCUGUACUCCGGCACUGCCCGCUACCACACGCAGAUGCUGCGAGUCAAGGAGUUCAUCCGCUUCCACCAGAUCCCCAACCCGCUGCGGCAGCGCCUGGAAGAGUACUUCCAGCACGCCUGGUCCUACACCAACGGCAUUGACAUGAACGCGGUGCUGAAGGGCUUCCCUGAGUGCCUGCAGGCCGACAUCUGCCUGCACCUGCACCGCGCGCUGCUGCAGCACUGCCCAGCCUUCCGCGGCGCCAGCAAGGGCUGCCUGCGCGCGCUGGCGGUCAAGUUCAAGACCACGCACGCACCGCCUGGGGACACGCUGGUGCACCUCGGCGAUGUGCUCUCCACGCUCUACUUCAUCUCCCGAGGUUCCAUCGAGAUCUUGCGUGACGACGUGGUCGUGGCCAUCCUAGGAAAGAACGACAUCUUUGGGGAGCCCAUUAGCCUUCAUGCCCGGCCUGGCAAGUCCAGUGCAGAUGUGCGGGCCCUGACCUACUGUGACCUGCACAAGAUCCAGCGGGCAGACCUGCUGGAGGUGCUGGACAUGUACCCUGCGUUUGCAGACAGCUUCUGGAGUAAGCUGGAAGUCACCUUCAACCUGCGGGACGCAGGCGGGGGUCUCCAGUCAUCACCCCAACCAGCUCCAGGCAGCCAGGACCACCAAGGCUUCUUCCUCAGUGACAACCAGUCAGCCAGCCCCCCCUCCCCCAAGCUGGGGUUCCAGCCCCCUUCCCAGGGCUACAGCCUUCUGGAACCUGGAAGUCUGACCUCUGUGGGGACAGGACCUUGUACUCCAGGGUACUCAGCUGCAGCCCCUUCUCUGAGCAUCUCAGAUGCAUCUGGCCUCUGGCCUGAGUUGCUGCAUCAAAUGCCCCCAAGGCCAAGGGACAGCCCCCCAAACCCUCAGGGAGACCCAGACUGCUGGCCUCGGGAGCUAGGCUCCAGGCUGGAGCAGCUUCAGGCCCAGAUGAACAGGUUGGAGUCCCGCAUGUCCUCAGACCUCAGCCGCAUCCUACAGCUCCUUCAGCAGCCCCUGCCCCAGGGCCACACGGGCUACAUUCUAGGAGCCCCUACCUCCAAUGACUUGGCCUUGUUUCCCGUGGCCUCAGCCACUCAGAGUCCGGGAACUAGGCUGCCCCAGGGUGGUCUGCCCCCUGCACAGGUCCCAGGCUGUGGUGACUUGAACAAGUGUAGGCCGAAGCGAAAGAACUCCUCCUCCGGGGUGCCUCCCCUGGUCAUGGCAACAGACAAAAUUCUCACACUGUCCCUGGAACAGGAGCAGCCUGAGGGGCUUCUGUCACCCCUAGCCUCACCUCUGCAUCCCCUGGAGGUACAGGGACUCAUCUGUGGUCCCCGUUUUCCCUCCCUUCCUGAACGCCUUGGCCCCGUCCCUAAGCAGCUGGAGUUUCAGAGACAUGGCUCAGAUCCUGGGUUGGCCAGGAGUUAGAGCCACUGAACCCCAAGAUAGAGGUAAUAUGAGGGGAUUGAAGGUGGGUGAAAGUUAAGGAUUUAGGGGAGGCAGACAGCUGCCAAAUUGGCCUCUGAAAACCAUUCAUUCUUCUAGUAUAGCUACAAACUGCCAACCCAGGUGACCCACGAUGGCAUGGGUGAAGAUGGUCAGGACCUUCCCAGACUCCUCCAGGGCCCUAUUUAGACAGUAGGCCUCGUGGAGGGUGGGUGAGGCUCAGGGGUGGAGGUAGCUUACAGGACAGAGAGGUCAGUGAAAAAAGGAGAAGUUUCUGAUCUGUGUGAGAAACUUACUCCUUACGGCUCAGAACUAUACACCGCUUCAGGGACCAGGACCCAAGGUUAGUGAGACCUCCUGCCAAGAGCCUGUAAACCGACUGGAGAUGAAAGUGUCCUCUGUAGUGGACACAUCAGAGCACAGAGUUCCAGCCCCCAGCCGCUCUGCCCCUCAUGGUUCUAUGAUGACCUUUGGGACUCUAGCGGGCAGUGGAAUGUCUCACAGCUAAUAAAGUCUGCGCAUUUCAUGUUA